GUUAGCAGCAUCAAACUUGAAACUAUCGACACAAGCGAAAUAUAUAUCUCGUCUGUAAUAUAAUUAAUGUGUAAUCCUCAUAAAAAUUUCAACAAUAGAUCUUCUUCAUAUAUUUAUUAUAAUAUUCAAGUGAAACUAUUUAUCUUGAAAAUCAUUUCGGAUAUUUAACACUUUUAAGGUAUCAAUAAUAGCAAAAUAAAAAAAUCUGACUUCGGUCAUUUUUACGAGUGCAAUAGUUCAGUAUUAAUUAUAGCUUGAUGUAGUUAUAAUUAAGAUAUAGGGCUAUUUAAGUUUUAUGUUGAAUUAUUAAACAUACUUUAACUACACAACCCACUACAACAAUUUAGGACAAGAUUGCUGUUGAUACUAUACAAUCCACUUUUCAAAAUUCAUUGCAUCCAUUUAUCGACUUUAAAAAUUAAUCCCGUAUUCGGGACAACUCUACUUUUUUCACCUGCAUGCACAAUUAUAAUUGUACAAUAUAAUAUAUUAUUUAAUUACAAUUAUAUAAUUGUAAUAAUUAUUACCCGCUGCGAAGUAGUAGCAUCUUUUAAUACUCCGAAUUCUUCAUCACUUUGCUGGUAUUUCCCAAAAGUCAGAGUACUGUCCACCCAUAUUUUACCGAUAAAUGUACGAAUUUUUCUUAGGUAUCGAAGUUUUUCAGUUGCACUACUUCGGGAAUGUAAUCGGGAAUCGUAAAUUAUUUGGGAGAUGAUACAUUCAAUGUCUUGAAGGCACAGUAGUUUUAAUAAAAUUUAAAUAAUCUACGGUAAUUCUAAUGAACAUAAAUAACGUAUUUAAAGUAAAAAUGCAUUAUGCAGAAGAAGUGACAUGUAAGGGAGAUGUAUGGUGGGGACCGGAGACGGGUCGAAUCUGCGUUCUAAGCUCAUCUUCACUUUCACUUUAACUAGUUCAAUGAAGGAUAUGCACAUCUCAAUGUAAACUAGUAACAUCAAUAAAUUACUGAGACAUUAUAUUUGAGCGUUCGUAUAUUUCAUUAGAAAAAAUAAUGUACUUAAAUAAAGUACCGCAAAUAUGUUUCAUAUAUACAUUUCUUAUUGUGCAUGCCACUUCGGAAACGUUUAAAAUCCUUAAUCCAAUUAGAACAAAUUUUUCAUGCUUGGAUAAGACUGCUGGAUUUUAUGCAGAUAUUGAUGCCAGAUGUAAAAUAUAUCAUACUUGUGAUGAAUAUGGAAAUAAAUUUACCUAUCGCUGCCCAGAAGAAACUGCUUUUCGACAAGAUGCUUUAAUAUGUGACCAUGCUCACCUUGUCGAUUGUCAAAAAACCAAUUCUUUUCAUGUAGAAAAUGUAAAAAAUAAGUACAAUGACUCUUCUUGUAUAAGAGGGUCCAUAAAUAAUAACAAUUGUGAAUACUUUUUUCAAUCAUCAAGAGGAACACAACCAAGAAAAACAGAUAGUGUAGUACAACAUGGAUUUACAUUGAAUUUACAUAGGUUCCUAAAAAAUAUUAAUGAAGGAAAUGUUAGCAGAGAUAAUACAAUGAAAUUAUUUCCUUCGCAAACAGAAAAGUUUCAAAACCAAGUUGGAUCAAGGACAAACGAAAAUUUUUUUAUAGUAAGUCAACCUUUUAACAAAAAUAAAAUCAAUGAAAAGAAAGAAUCUAAUCAAGAAGAUCAUUUCAAUAAAAAAACAAAUAUUACUUUGCAUAAUUUUCUAAAAUUACCGGGACAAACAUUACCUAAAAGCAUUCAAGAUCAACAAAAUAACAGGAACAAUAAUCAAAUCGCGAAAACUUCAGAUGUUUCAGAUGUAUUGUUUGAUAAUAAUAGAAAUCAUCCUUAUAUAAAAACUUUAAACUCUAUACAGAAAAGUACAAAAGUAUCUUCGCCUGGAAUUAAUACUAUUGUGGCAAAUACUACAGAGAUACCUAUAUAUGCUCUAACUUUAUCUUUGAAACCAUUGAUACCAAGAGAAUUAGAAUAUGAUCCUUACUAUCCAAAAAUUACAUCAACAGAAUCAUAUUAUACGCCAAGUCACAACAAUAAAAAAUUGCCACGUGUUGAAGCUUCUUCUCAAAGCACAUGGUCUAAUACUCAUAUUGAGUUUCCAUCUGUUUUACCAGAUUUGCGAUCAUUAGAAGAUAUUGUUGAUCGAAGGAAAUUACUUUAUAUCCCUCGAAUUCAAUUUAAUUAAUUAAGAUACUUUUCCUUAGUUAUAAUAUUUAGAAUUAAUAAAGAAUCACCAAGUUUUGCAUUGAUUUUUUAAAUGAACCUUUAAUAAAAUACCUGUACCUUCUUUGAAGGCAUCUAACUGAUAGUUUAUAUAAUAUUUACAAUUAAAAUUAUAUUUUACUUACUAUAUACACAAAAAUUAAUUUAUGUUUUAUAUUGUUUACAAUUCAAUAAUGUAAGAAAAUUAAUAUAAAUAGUGCAAAGAAUUAUGAUACUCU
Molecule: messenger RNA, 2411 nt
Organism: Nomia melanderi (Alkali bee)
Lineage: Eukaryota; Metazoa; Arthropoda; Insecta; Hymenoptera; Halictidae
Source: RefSeq, a predicted model, not a curated record